Molecule: messenger RNA, 1332 nt
Organism: Neogale vison (American mink)
Lineage: Eukaryota; Metazoa; Chordata; Mammalia; Carnivora; Mustelidae
Gene: FKBPL
Product: FKBP prolyl isomerase like
Exons: 2
Coding region: 259-1308 (349 amino acids)
Molecular function (GO): protein binding
Source: RefSeq, a predicted model, not a curated record
UUUGAUUAGAUUCGCAGCAUGGCGGGCUCCUGCGUUAGCUGUCAUUGUCCCCAGAUGCCCCUCGGCCGUCCUCUCUGCCUGGAGCAAGACUCUGAGAACUGUACUUAGGAAGCACUUAGCUUCGGAAGGAGAGGUGAUUCGAAUGGUCCAUCUGUUGCCACCAGGCUAGGAGUUUUGACUGCCCAGGUGCUGAUCUGAAACUGAUCUUCCCAUUGGGCCCAAACUGUUCACCCCGGGUGGAAAGGACCAGGCAGCCAAAUGGAGACGCCACCAGUCAAUCCAAUGGGAGAGAAGGACACCUCGCGACCCCAACAACAAUGGGAAAAGAAACCCCAGGAGAACCUUAAUUCAACUACUCAGAUUAGCCAGCAGCCCCAAGACCCUCCUACUGAAAUCCUUGAGCUGAGAGUGAGCCCAAAUCCAGCCAGCCAAAUACUACAGAAACCUCAAGGGACUGAAAAACUGGCAGCUGGACUUCAGGGAGACUCUGCUAAGUCUUAUGGAUCAACCAGUGAGAUACCAGAGCCCCUUCAAGCUUCCGAUCUCUGGUACUGCCCCGAUGGGAGCUUUGUUAAGAAGAUCAUAAUCCGUGGCCAUGGCUUGGACAAACCCAAGCUAGGCUCCUGCUGCCGGGUACUGGCUUUUGGGUUUCCUUUUGGGUCAGGCCUGCCAGAGGGCUGGACAGAGAUAACUGUGGGGUUGGGCCCGUGGAGGGAGGGGACUUGGGGGGAACUCAUAGAGAAAUGCUUGGAGUCCAUGUGUCAGGGUGAGGAGGCAGAGCUUCAGCUCUCUGAGCACUCUGAAUCUCCUUUCAGGCUCACACUGGCCUCCUUCACUCAGGGCAGGGACUCCUGGGAGCUGGAUGCCAGUGAGAAGGAAGCCCUGGCCAGGGAAGAACGUGCAAGGGGCACAGAACUAUUUCGAGCUGGGAACCCUGAAGGGGCUGCCAGAUGCUAUGGACGGGCUCUUCGGCUGCUGUUGACUUUACCUCCACCUGGCCCUCCAGAACGAACUGUUCUUCAUGCCAACCUGGCCGCCUGUCAGUUGUUGUUAGGGCAGCCCCAGCUGGCAGCCCAGAGCUGUGACCGAGCACUGGAGCGGGAGCCUGACCAUUUAAAGGCCUUGUACCGAAGAGGGGUUGCCCAGGCUGCCCUUGGGAACCUUGAAAAAGCAACUGCUGACCUCAGGAAGGUGCUGGAGGUAGACCCAAAAAACCGGGCAGCCCAGGAAGAGCUGGGAAAGGUGAUCAUUCUGGGGAAAAAACAAGAUGCAGGUCUGGCUCAGGGUCUGCGCAAGAUGUUUGGCUGAUUAAAAGUUAAAUUUUAAAAGAGA